Xenopus tropicalis (tropical clawed frog) is the source of this 4494-nucleotide messenger RNA. It is a transcript of the gene oplah, whose product is annotated as 5-oxoprolinase, ATP-hydrolysing. Lineage: Eukaryota; Metazoa; Chordata; Amphibia; Anura; Pipidae. The record is from RefSeq and is a predicted model, not a curated record. The coding region runs from base 123 to 3998 and encodes 1291 amino acids. Gene Ontology annotation, molecular function: hydrolase activity; catalytic activity. The transcript is spliced from 27 exons.
GACACGGGCAGCAGAUGCCCCAGCACUGAGCUCUGCCCAACAGGCUCCCCAGGUUCCUCUGUGCCGGCACCGAUUGGGCCAACGAGACUGAAGCUGCUGAUUGGACACCGCUGUUUAGGAUUAUGGCGGAUAAGUUCCAGUUCGCUAUAGACCGGGGGGGCACAUUCACGGAUGUGUUUGCGAGAUGCCCCGGUGGGAAAGUUCGUGUUAUGAAACUGCUGUCCGAGGACCCAGCGAAUUACCAGGAUGCCCCCACAGAGGGGAUCAGAAGGAUACUGGAGGAGGAGACCGGAUGUUCAUUCCCACGGGACCAACCACUGGACACAGGGAGGAUCGAGUGGAUCCGUAUGGGCACCACUGUGGCCACCAAUGCCCUGCUGGAAAGGAAGGGGGAGAGAAUUGCUCUGCUCAUCACCAAGGGCUUCCGGCACCUUCUGCACAUUGGGAACCAAGCCCGGCCCAAGAUCUUUGACUUGGAGAUCCAGAUGCCCGAGGUGCUGUACGAGGAAGUGAUAGAGGUGGAGGAGAGGGUGGUACUGACCCAGGGAGGCUGCUGUCUCCCAAAGGGCGAACCCACGGCGCCCCCUGUAGGUUCUACAGGAGAGUGUCUGGAGGUGUGGGAGCCGCUCAAUCUGAACCGCCUGGAGAUGGAUCUUCGGAAUGUACUGGCCCGUGGGAUCAGGAGCCUGGCUGUGGUCCUUAUGCAUUCUUACACGUGGUCUUCCCAUGAGCACCAAAUAGGGGAACUGGCACGCUCCUUGGGGUUCACCCAUGUGUCUCUCUCGUCAGAGGUGAUGCCAAUGAUCCGCAUUGUGCCCCGGGGUUACACGGCCUGCGCUGAUGCCUACCUCACCCCCUGCAUAAAGAGGUAUCUCCACGGCUUCUGCCGGGGCUUCAAGAACCAACUGAAGGACUUGCAGGUCUUAUUCAUGCGCUCUGAUGGAGGCCUGACCCCUAUGCAGAACUUUAGUGGCUCCCGUGCCAUUCUCUCGGGCCCCGCGGGAGGGGUUGUGGGUUAUGCCAUCACCACAUAUCACCGCGACCACCCGCAGCCGGUCAUUGGCUUUGAUAUGGGAGGGACCUCCACAGACGUGAGCAGAUACGCCGGGGAGUAUGAACAUGUAUUCGAAGCCACGACGGCGGGAAUCAGCAUCCAGGCCCCACAGCUCGAUGUCAAUACAGUGGCAGCCGGAGGGGGCUCUAUGCUCUUCUUCAGAUCAGGUCUGUUUGUUGUGGGACCAGAGUCUGCAGGAGCCCACCCCGGCCCAGCCUGCUACAGGAAAGGAGGGCCACUUACUGUGACUGAUGCCAACCUCUGCCUGGGCCGCCUCCUCCCUGACUACUUUCCCCGGAUCUUUGGCCCGUCGGAAGACCAGCCGCUCUCUCGGGAAGACACGCUGCACCAGUUUCAGAAGUUGGCUGCUGAUAUUAACCAGUUCCAGGCUGGGAGACCCGGUUCUGCUGCUUCACUGAGUGUGGAGGAAGUUGCUAUGGGGUUCAUCAGAGUGGCCAAUGAAGCCAUGUGCCGGCCAAUCAGAUCUCUCACUCAGGCUAAGGGCCACGACACUUCGCGCCACGUGCUGGCCUGCUUUGGGGGUGCCGGGGGGCAGCAUGCUUGUGCCAUCGCUCGCUCACUGGGCAUGAAAACUGUGUUUAUCCACAAGUACGGCGGCGUCCUGUCUGCGUUUGGGAUGGCAUUGGCCGAUGUGGUGCACGAGGCGCAGGAGCCCUGCUCUAUGGGGUACAGCCCCGAAUCAUUCUCCCUGCUGGAGGGACGCAUCGCAGCCUUGGAGAGGCGCUGCAUAGAGGCCCUGCAGGAACAAGGCUUCCACAGGUCUCAGAUUGACACGGAGCCAUUCCUGCACCUGCGCUAUGAGAGAACCGACUGCGCCCUCAUGUGCUCCAACCGGGGGUACCCAGCCGCCCAGGACUCCUGCCUCGUGGGCAACUUCAAACUGGCCUUCACUGACAGGUACCAGAAGGAGUUUGGAUUCACCAUCCCCUCGCGCGCCAUUGUGGUGGAUGACAUCCGAGUGCGAGGGACGGGCAGCACCGGAAUCCGCUGCGAGACUGCCGUUCAGCCGAGUGGGCAGCCUGCCCGAGUGGAGGCAGUCGCCAGAUGUUACUUUGAGGACGGACACCAUGACACAAACGUGUACCUCCUGCAGGACCUCGCCCCUGACCAUUCCGUUACGGGACCCGCCAUUAUCAUCGACAAGAACAGUACCAUCCUGGUGGAACCCGACUGCACGGCCUCUAUAACCGAAUACGGAGAUGUCCGGAUCUCCAUUGGGAGCGGAAGGCAGAGGGGGGUCGGCACGGAGUUGGACACAAUACAGCUGUCCAUCUUCUCCCAUCGGUUCAUGAGCAUUGCAGAGCAGAUGGGCCGUAUCCUGCAGAGAACCGCCAUUUCCACGAACAUCAAAGAGCGACUAGACUUCUCCUGUGCUCUCUUUGGCCCUGAUGGGGGCUUAGUGUCUAACGCUCCCCAUAUACCUGUCCAUCUGGGUGCCAUGCAGGAGACAGUCCAGUUCCAGAUCAGGAACCUGAAGGAUGAUCUGAAGGAAGGGGAUGUGCUACUGAGUAAUCACCCCUGUGCCGGGGGCAGCCACCUCCCAGACCUUACGGUUAUUACCCCUGUGUUCCGGGUGGAGGCCCCACGCCCAGUGUUUUUUGUGGCAUCCAGGGGCCACCACGCCGACAUUGGGGGGAUCACACCCGGCUCCAUGCCACCCCACUCCAAGACCCUGCGGGACGAGGGGGCAGUGUUCACCUCAUUCAAACUGGUGCGAGGGGGGGAAUUCCAGGAGGAAGCGGUUACUGAGGCUCUUAUGGCUCCUGGUCUGAUCCCGGGCAGCAGCGGGACGCGCAAUCUCCAUGACAACCUGUCCGACCUGCGGGCGCAGGUAGCGGCCAAUCAGAAAGGCAUCCAGCUGGUGAAUGAGCUGAUCGAUGUGUAUGGGCUGGCCGUGGUACAGGCCUACAUGGCGCACAUUCAGGCCAAUGCCGAGGUGGCUGUGCGGAACAUGCUGAGAGACUUUGCUGAGCGCUGGGAGAGCCACAAGGGGGCGCUAGAGGUGGAGUCUGUGGAUUACAUGGACGACGGUUCCCCAAUUAAACUGAAAGUGCGGAUAAACAAGCAGGAGGGCGGCGCUCUCUUUGAUUUCACUGGAUCCGGAUAUGAGGUGUUUGGGAACUGUAACGCCCCGCGCGCCAUUACCCUCUCUGCUCUUAUUUAUUGCCUCCGCUGCAUGGUGGGCCAAGAUAUCCCUCUUAAUCAGGGCUGCCUGACCCCCAUCCAGGUUAUCAUUCCCAAAGGAUCCAUCCUGGACCCCUCUCCUGACGCGGCUGUGGUCGGGGGUAAUGUGCUCACAUCGCAAAGGAUCGUCGAUGUCAUCUUCAAGGCCUUUGAAGUCUGUGCGGCAUCUCAGGGCUGUAUGAACAAUGUAACCUUUGGCAACAAGACUACGGGUUACUAUGAGACAGUGGCUGGCGGGGCAGGGGCGGGACCUCACUGGCACGGUCGGAGCGGCAUCCACACUCACAUGACCAACACCCGCAUCACUGACCCAGAAAUCUUGGAGAAACGAUACCCCGUGGUGCUGAAGCGCUUUGAGCUGUCCCCUGGUACCGGCGGCGCAGGGAAGUUCCAUGGAGGGGAUGGAGUGAUCCGGGAGCUGCUGUUUAGGGAAGAUAUUGUUUUAUCGGUGCUGACGGAGCGGCGAGUGUUCAGACCCUACGGGUUACAGGGGGGAUGUAGUGGGGCCCCCGGGCUCAACCUCCUGCGCAGGAAGGAUGGAACAACCAUUAACCUCGGGGGCAAAACGUCAGUGAAUGUGGAGCCGGGGGACACGUUCACCCUUCACACCCCAGGAGGUGGGGGGUUUGGGGUUCAGGAGGGGAACCAAAGUACCCCGGUACCCGUAAAGGUUCUCAGUCGCAGCUUUGCCGAGCGCGGGAGCGUGUUCGAGUACCGCAAAGCUCAGGAAACUGUAUGACCGCCAUUGGGCCGCAGCCCCUCCAUCUCAUCUGCUGAACAGGGCAGCGUUGGACAGGACUGGCACACACAUUAGGGGAAAGAAUCUGAAGAUGAUUUGGUCCCUCCGGUGACCCACUGGGCCCCCCAGCUCUUCAUCCGCUGCCAAAAUAUCACCCAAAAAAAGAAGUUCCCAGCGCAGUGGCAGCAGGUUUAUACAGACCCCUCCAACAGACGGGUCAGUAGGGUCCUGGCCACAUGGACCGAGCAGCAGUAGUGUGUAUUGUAGAUAGGGGUCUACUGCUCCAGUAGCCCAGAGAAUACACCGUGCACCUAAUUGUUAUAAAGUCUCAUUUGGUUGUCUCACCCUUAUUGUGCUGUCCCUACAAGUGCUGCUCUAGGGGCUACUGGCAAUUGACUAGGUGGGAGCACAUUAUGGCAGUCAGCCCUCCGUGGGCCAAACAUAAAGGAAUCGGUGUAGCUGCCGUCGCCUACAGACAAUAAAGAGUUUUACAUGA